This is a messenger RNA of Symsagittifera roscoffensis, 1352 nucleotides long. RefSeq names its product zinc finger protein 148-like. Gene Ontology annotation, biological process: regulation of DNA-templated transcription. The coding region runs from base 160 to 1248 and encodes 362 amino acids. The record is from RefSeq and is a predicted model, not a curated record. The transcript has 2 exons. Gene Ontology annotation, molecular function: DNA-binding transcription factor activity, RNA polymerase II-specific; RNA polymerase II cis-regulatory region sequence-specific DNA binding. NCBI's taxonomy places the organism in Eukaryota, Metazoa, Xenacoelomorpha, Acoela, Convolutidae.
UGUUUCAAUUUGUUCCGAACGGUUGGCGCAUUCGUAAACCACAAAGAAAGCAAAUGUCUGAAAUCUGCAUCUGACAAGUCUGGAGAUGAAGAUACAGAAGGUGAUCAGUCUGGUGUCAUAACAUGUGAAAAAUGCGGUCGGCAGUUCGAUAAUUAUACUAUGAAGCUUCGCCAUGAUGAAUAUUUUCAUGCUGAAAGUACGCCGAUUAAGUCAGCACCGAAAUACCCCUCGACGAAUAGUGGUAAUCGUAAUAACGAUGAUGUCAACGGGGACCACAGUAGUCAAAAUUCUACAGAUCUCCGAAAACGACUGUCGCCCACGGUAGAAAAAUUAUCGCCAGAAACAAAUAUUAAUCCAGGCAUGCAAUGCCAGCAGUGUACUAAGUGGUUUCCAUCUGCUGAAAAACUAAAAGCUCAUUUGAACUCUGAUUGUCCAAAUAGGAUAGCAAAUCGAAACACAUCGUCCCAAAUUGCAAGACGUGUUUCGGAAUCAACGAGACUGGCAAAAAUAAGCUCAACAUCUCUGAUAUGCGACUAUUGCGACAGUGAAUUUAAACUCGAUCGAACGAAAGAAAGACACAUGCAAAAGUUUCAUGCAGAAAAACUAGCAUUACCUAAAACCAUUAAUAAAGUGUUUAGUUGUGAGAAAUGUCACAGAAUGUAUAGUGAUGAAGCUAGUUUAAAUAGACAUCUAGAAGCUAUUCAUACGGAAUCGGUUAUACCAAAAAGUCCAAUAAAACAAAAAGAAAAGAUUCCUAGUAAACAACAUUCUCAGCCUGCUAAUAAAAAGCGACGCACAAGUGAGAAAUUAGAACCAUUAAAGCUGGGAUCAAAACCCAAUUCGACGAAGCCUACAGAGUAUCAGAAUGGAAAUACAGAUAGUCCUACAGAAAAUGACGAUGUUUCCAUUUACUGUGACGAAGACAAUAUGCAAUGUUUAAUUUGUCUAGCUAAGCUACCCAGUUUAGAAGAGCUGAAAUCACACAUAGAAUCGGAACAUUCGACUAAUUCGUGCGUCGAUGAGCCGAGUCCAAUUACCGAACCCGAAAAUGUAGAAGGUGCUCAAUAUUUAUCUGAUUUUCCUACCAAUGAUUGGACCUCCGAAUUAAUAGAUAAAAAUGGCGAGGCUGACACUGAUAUUGAAAAUUUAGAAUGUGGAAUUUGUGGCAAAAAAUGCAAAACAAAAUCAGAUUUUGAAACUCAUAUUUCUAUUCCUCAUAAAAUUGCUAUUCGGGAAACUGUAGGUUAGCUUUUGUUGUUUUUGUACGUGCCAAUGCAUUAAUUUGAUAUUUGAUGUCUUUUAAUGUGCAAUUCGAUCUAUUUAUCGAUUUUUCAAAGAUAACUAUCGAAAAA